Sardina pilchardus (European sardine) is the source of this 3492-nucleotide messenger RNA. RefSeq names its product tetratricopeptide repeat domain 13 (gene ttc13). The record is from RefSeq and is a predicted model, not a curated record. The transcript is spliced from 23 exons. Bases 21 to 2498 code for a protein of 825 amino acids. Lineage: Eukaryota; Metazoa; Chordata; Actinopteri; Clupeiformes; Clupeidae. Gene Ontology annotation, molecular function: protein binding.
CUGCACUCAUUAAACACAACAUGGCACCUGCUGGCCGGGGUGUUGUGGUAGCGCUCUCUCUACUGUAUCUAUCUCGAGCCAUUUUUUCCACCGAAUUCUUUUCUACCCUCACUUUCUUCAACAGUGAACUUCACAAGCAUGGAUGUAGCUCUCCUCUGGAGUGGGAGGAAUACGCAUCCGACUGUGAGUCCUCCAUACUUCAACUGGAAGACCCAGACUGCGAGGAUGGAAACAACCCUGCCUGCGAGUCAGUUUUCUCCCUAAACGCAGAAAAGAUUCUGAGCCAAGCUAAGUUGUUUAUUGAGCAGAAGAGGUUUCCAUUUGCAGUCGACAGUCAAGACACGAAUGAGGAGCUGGCCAUAGGUUAUGUACUCAUUGGUAAUGGACUAUAUGACGAAGCCAUCAAGCAUUUCUCUGUGUUGCUGCAGGGCGACCCCGAACUGGUCAGUGCUAUCUAUGGCCGAGGGAUUGCUUAUGGGAAGAAGAGCCUGCAGGACAUCAAAAAUGCAGAGCUGGCACUCUAUGAGCUGAGCAGAGUAAUUGCUCUGGAGCCCAACAGCCCAGAGGUGUAUGAGCAGCGGGCAGAGAUCCUGUCUCCUCUGGGUAGGAUCAGCGAGGCUCUGAGCGACCUCUCCAAAGCCAUCCAGCUGCAGCCCUCGGCCCGUCUCUACAGGCACAGAGGGACCCUGCUCUUCAUAUCUGAGGACUAUGUUGCUGCAAUGGAGGAUUUCCAGCAGUCAUUAGAACUUAAAAAGAACCAGCCAAUCGCUAUGCUUUACAAAGGUCUCACAUUCUUUCACAGGGGAAUGCUUAAGGAGGCCAUAGAAACUUUCAAAGAGGCUCUGAAGUUAAAAUCGGACUUCAUUGAUGCAUACAAAAGUCUCGGACAAGCUUAUAGGGAACUUGGAGACUUUGAGCUGGCCAUGGAGAGCUUCCAGAAGGCGUUACUGCUCAAUCAGAACCACAUUCAGUCCUUGCAGCUGCGAGGAAUGAUGCUGUACCACCACGGCAGUCUCCAGGAGGCCAUAGGCAACUUCAAGCGCUGCCUGCAGCUGGAGCCGUAUAAUGAAGUGUGCCAGUACAUGAAGGGCCUUAGCCACGUGGCCAUGGGCCAGUUUUAUGAAGGCAUCAAGGCCCAGACCAAGGUCAUGCUCAAUGACCCGCUGCUGGGCCAGAAGGCGAGCUCGGAAUAUCUCAAAGUGAAAUACCUCAGAGAAUACUCUCGCUAUUUGCACUCUCAUCUGGACAUACCUGUGUCGGAAUAUAACGCUGAUCAGGAUCUUCCAGGAAACUUCAAAAACCACUGGGCCAAAAACCUGCCUUUCCUCAUCGAGGACUAUGAGGAACAGCCAGGGCUGCAGCCUCAUAUAAAGGAUGUUCUACCUCAGAACUUUGAGAGCUACAACACUGAAGUUCAGAAACUUAUAUGCACUGCUGAUCACCUCGGUGCCCUUAUGCAAUACAAUACGUCAGGGUUCCUCCCCAAUCGAAGGAUACACAGAGCUAUGGGGAUGGCCACCAUAGAGGUGAUGCAGGCGAUGCAGCGGACCUGGAGCAACUCCAAGGUGCGCGUCAACGGCAAAACCCGACAGAUGCAGUGGAGGGACAUGUUUGACAUCGCAGUCAAGUGGAGGAGGAUUGCGGAUCCAGACCAGCCUGUUCUGUGGUUGGACCAGAUGCCAGCAAGAAGCCUCAGCAGAGGAUUCAACAAUCACAUCAAUCUCAUACGGGGACAGAUUAUAAACAUAAGAUAUUUGGGAUACUUUGACAACAUACUUAAAUUUAUCAAAGAGCGAAUACUUGUUUAUCACGGAGCAUAUAACCCAAGAGGCCUGGUGGAAGUCAGACAAGCAUUAGAAAAUGUCAAUAAGGUGGAAGACCUUCUCCCCAUAAUGAAGCAGUUUAACAGUAAAACCAGGGAUGGCUUCACAGUCAACUCCAAGGUGCCCAGUUUAAAGGAUCCUGGCAAAGAGUAUGAUGGCUUCACAAUCACCAUCACUGGAGACAGGGUGGGGAACAUGCUGUUCUCAGUAGAGACACAGACCACAGAGGAGCGGACGCAGAACUACCAGUCCGAGAUCGAAUCCCUUUAUAAAGACCUGACAGCCAAGGGCAAGGCCCUAAUGUUGUCAACUGAGCUGGGGGAUGCAGAUGCCGUUUGUAAUUUAAUCCUCUCCCUGGUCUACUACUUCUGCAACUUGAUGCCCCUCUCCAGAGGCUCCAGUGUGGUGGCAUACUCUGUUGUCAUGGGAGCACUCAUGGCCAGUGGCAAAGAGGUGAUUGGUCGGAUUCCCCCUGGAAAGCUGGUGGAUUUUGAAGCCAUGACGACGCCUAGUCCUGACCGCUUCAGUAAAACAGCAAAGAGUUGGAUGAACCUGAAGAGUUUACCAGGGUGGUACCAGAGUCUUCCCUCAGUGGCCGAGACAUUUCCCACCACAAGAACCAUGAUAGAGGUCCUGAACACGGACGCGUCAUCGCACUGUCCGAAGAAGUCCUAAGCGCCGCCUCCCGACAUUAAGGAAAAUGAAAAAAGGGCCGUCUCCUCCUCCACCUUCUCUGCUCAUAGACUCACAUGGGGCCUUCUUUACAGCGCACAAUUCAAAAUUGAGAGACACAUUUUUUUGUUAAUUGUCAUGAAAAAUGGAAAGUUGCUGAAUGUCAGUUUGCGUGUGAAGAUACUUUUAAAAAGUCUGCACCGUGUUAUUAGAGGAAAGUUUUAACUUUGUACAGUUAAUGAUUGUUCCAGCAGAAUAUGUGAUCAACUGCCCCAAAUAAUCAGGCACUACAGACCCAGAGCAGAUUUGCGCAGCACAAUGUAGGUAAAUACAUGCAACCAUGUGAUUGUUUAAUUAUGAUGCGUGUCUCUACAUUUUGUGACUUGUUUUAAUCAAGUUUAUUAACAGAGAUGGUGGUUGGGGAGACUUCAACAGAAACAGUCCUUCAGGGAUUUUAAGUUCUCCCAGGAAUACUUGAACAUUCUACAACAAGCAAUCUCUCUCUAGUUUUUUUUUUCUCCCCCCUCAAGGUUGAAGGGUGACUUCAUGUCAUAAUGCCAUUAUCAAAUGUUUCCAUCAGACAAUCAUUUUCAUUUUCAUUUUAAAGCACACUUGAUCUCUCCAUGUCAGAAAUAUGCUAAGCUUAGCUGUAGCAACAUAGAGGGACGCAUUCGAAAGAUCCUAAAAGAUGUGAAUUUGCCCUUACUGUGAACUGAAUGAUUUUGAUUGGGCCCAGGGGGCUAAGGCAUUUGGUAAAUGAUUGUUACUUUUUUUUUUCUUUCAGAAAACUACUGUUUUAGUAAUUUGACAUAUCUUUAUCAAGAAUUGUUGUAUGGUGAUGGUUUGUUUUAAUUUUCAUUUCAUUUUGCACUGGGGACAUGACCAUUAAAAAGCAAAAAAAAUAUAUUUCUUCCACCCACCUCCACUACACUGUUGUCAUCGUGACUCAUGAAAAUUUCGAUUAGGGUAGACUGGCCAAUAAAGUUCUUAAGAUGCA